Glossina fuscipes is the source of this 1118-nucleotide messenger RNA. Its product is annotated as multiple inositol polyphosphate phosphatase 1-like. NCBI's taxonomy places the organism in Eukaryota, Metazoa, Arthropoda, Insecta, Diptera, Glossinidae. The coding region runs from base 105 to 746 and encodes 213 amino acids. Gene Ontology annotation, molecular function: inositol phosphate phosphatase activity; acid phosphatase activity. The transcript has 3 exons. The record is from RefSeq and is a predicted model, not a curated record.
UUUGUUUGUUUCAGUUUUAUAAACUGUGCAAUCGCUGGCAAAUCGAAGUCGACAAAAAUCCGCAAACAUUUGACAACGUGCGUAAAUUCUUGAAAGGCAAGGAAAUGCUGGCCGCCCUUAAAAAUGUUCAAAGAAAAAUACAACAAUUCGAUAUUAGCGUUAACGAUGUCCGUCUUAUCUAUACAAUCUGCGCAUUCGAAACUGCUUGGAAUCGCCAUAAGGAGGCAUCUGUAUGGUGUCAACUACUUGACAAGAAUUCAUUGGAAAUUCUUGAGUUUGCCGAAGAUCUAGAGUAUUACUGGAAUGACGGUUAUGGUUACAACUUAACAUAUCGCAUCGCUUGUCCAACCGUCCAGGAUAUGUUUAAACACAUCGAACCUCAGUCGUCUUUACCAAACGCCACAUUUUACUUUACCCAUUCAGGAACUCUAUUAAAACUGAUGGCGCACUUAGGUCUCUACAAAGACAGUUCUCCGUUAACUUAUAAGAAUUUUAAUAAAAAGCAGCGAGCUUGGCGCACAAGUCUUAUUGAUUCGUUUGCUACAAAUUUGGCUUUCGUGCUAUAUGAAUGCGAAAACUCCAAGCCGAUGAUCUUAACAAUGCAUCAAGAGCGCGUAGUAUAUAUACCAGGUUGUCCACGUAAUUCUGAUCUUUGCAGUUUGCAAACAAUCCGUCAACUUUUUGCCGCCAGUGUGGAAAAUUGCGAUUUCACUAAAAUAUGUUCAAAAAACCCCGAAUCGAAUUAAAAGAAAAUGUAACGACCAGCAUACACCAACACACGCACUAAUUAUGUCAAACGCUUUUGCGAAUCGAUAUAUUUGUGAUUCAAUAAGUUUAUAUAAUUAUGUAUAUCGUCACAGAAACAGUGUUUACUUGAAAGAAGUCAACGUGUUCGCAUCCACGUAUUAUAUGUAUUAUACAUGUAAAUAAAAGCAUAGUCUAACUUUUAAAUACAUGCAUAUCUAUUAUGUAUGUAGUGAACAGUGCACUAAUUAAUAAUAUGAGUUAAUAUACUAUUUUUAAGCUAUAAAUGAUUAGUCAAAUAUACUUUCAUACAUUUGCAUGCUCCCUCUUCUUAUAUCUAUGAUUACGAAUAGUAAAUUUACGAAUAAUUCAUG